UAUUGGCUAUGGUUGCUUGUUGUAAACGGUAUAAACGAAUUGCAAUGAUUUUCAGCUAAAUCCUAAGAAGAUGUCCCUUUCUGUAAUCAAAUUACUAGUCAACAAUCAUUCUCGAGUUUGUCGCUUCUGCCUAGAAUCAAAUCCGGAAAAAUUGAGCGAUGUAUACGAACAAAUUCUGGGAGAAUCGAACGUUGCAAGCAUCAGCAUUACCAUUCGCAAUGUGCUAUCUGUUCUGGGGUUACAGAUAACCCUAGAUGAUCCACAUCCGAAAUUGAUAUGUCGGCAUUGUCGAGAGUUUCUUUUCGCGAUUCACGACUUUCGGGAAGAGUCCUUGCAGUCAAUUCAACUGUUGGAUAAGGCCAGACUGCUGAAGGAAUUCCCCGACGUAACGUUCGACGAUAUUGUGGAGGGGGACUCGGUGAUUGGCGAAUCGGAACACAAAAGUGAACAUUCGGUAUCGAAUGAGGUAGAGGAAGAAGGUAUUGUGGAAGCACUGGAGGAGGAAUCAGAAAAUGGAGAUAUUCCUCUGACAACAACACUGACAGAAGAGGAAGUUGUGGUGAAUCCAGAGAAUGGAGAUAGAAUAGAUAUUAAAGAGGAGGAACUUUAUGUUGAGCAAACGAAAGAGGAGCGUGAUGAAUCGGAAUGGAUUAUGUUUGAAGAAAUUGAGAUUGGUGAAGAACAGGAGGAUGACAUGGAACCAAUUUAUCUUGAAGAGGAGCAAGAUAGUCAUCAAGAGUUUGAUCAAACAUUAUACAGUUCUAGUACAAUGACACCGGCAGACCAGGAAUCUCAAAGUAAUGCUUGUGUAGAAGUGGAUCCCAGCGAGACGUAUAAACCUUCGGCAUCAAAGAAAUGUCCAAUUUGCGGCAUUACGUCUACUUCGAUGGUGGUCCACAUGCGAACACACACCAAGAUACGGCCGUUCGUUUGUGAGAUUUGUUCCAAGGGAUUCUACACCAGUAAUAAACUGCGCUCUCACAUCAGCUCGGUGCAUCAUAAAGAAAGAAACUUUCGGUGCGAAAUUUGUGGAAAGGCAUUCUCGAUGAAAAAGACGUUGAAUGCCCACAUGAUGUCACAUUUGGCGGAGAAAUCACACGUUUGCACGAUGUGUUCCAAAAGUUUUCUCUUCCGCUGGGCACUCGCGAAACAUGAGAGGACUCAUACCGGCGAAAGGCCCUUCGUUUGUACGCUCGAUGGAUGUGGCAAAAGUUUCGCUUCGUCAUCAAACCUGAGGCAGCACCAGAAAACUGGUGCGCACUGGAAGCAGCCACGUGAAGAUGUGUGUAAGGAAUGUGAUAAAGUUUUCCAAAGUAAGUACGCUCUGAGGGCCCAUAAGAAGAUACACGAACAGCGAAGGGCAUCGGCAACGCAAAGACAAGUGCAUUAGAACGGUUUAAAAUAUAGUCUCUGCGAUGUUUUCAUAAA
Toxorhynchites rutilus septentrionalis is the source of this 1428-nucleotide messenger RNA. RefSeq names its product zinc finger protein 572-like. Lineage: Eukaryota; Metazoa; Arthropoda; Insecta; Diptera; Culicidae. The record is from RefSeq and is a predicted model, not a curated record. Gene Ontology annotation, cellular component: nucleus. Gene Ontology annotation, molecular function: zinc ion binding. The transcript is spliced from 2 exons. The coding region runs from base 71 to 1390 and encodes 439 amino acids.